Neltuma alba is the source of this 2021-nucleotide messenger RNA. RefSeq names its product protein NUCLEAR FUSION DEFECTIVE 4-like. NCBI's taxonomy places the organism in Eukaryota, Viridiplantae, Streptophyta, Magnoliopsida, Fabales, Fabaceae. The coding region runs from base 40 to 1881 and encodes 613 amino acids. Gene Ontology annotation, cellular component: membrane. The record is from RefSeq and is a predicted model, not a curated record. The transcript has a single exon.
CUCGUUCCCAAUCUCAAACUCCGCAACACCAUCCCGACAAUGGUAGCUACAGAGGUCGGUACCGGCGGCGGUGGCUGGAGAGAAAUGAGAAGCUUCAGCCACCAAGUGGUCACCGGCCGCUGGUUCAUGGUCUUCGCGUCUCUGCUGAUCAUGGCCGUCGCCGGCGCUACCUAUAUGUUUGGUUUAUACUCGAAUGACAUCAAGACCUCAUUAGGCUACGACCAGAGCACUCUCAACUUGCUCAGUUUCUUCAAAGACUUGGGUGCCAACGUGGGCGUCUUGGCCGGGCUCAUCAACGAGAUCACUCCUCCUUGGGUGGUCCUCUCCGCUGGGGCCGUCAUGAAUUUCUUCGGCUACUUCAUGAUCUGGCUCGCCGUUACUGGGCGUAUUGCUAAGCCCCAAGUCUGGCAAAUGUGUCUCUACAUCUGCAUUGGUGCUAAUUCCCAGUCUUUUUCCAAUACCGGUGCUUUGGUCACGUGCGUUAAGAACUUCCCCGGAAGCCGUGGCAGCGUUUUGGGACUUCUCAAGGGUUAUGUUGGGCUCAGUGGCGCCAUUAUAACUCAGCUUUACCAUGCCUUCUAUGGCGACGACUCCAAAUCUCUCAUCUUGCUCAUUGCGUGGAUUCCCGCCGCUGUCUCCAUCCUUUUCCUCCCAACAAUUAGGAUAUUGAGCACAACUCGACAACCUAAGGAGCUCAGAGUUUUCUAUAAUCUUCUUUAUAUCUCACUCGGCCUUGCAGGGUUCCUCAUGGUAUUGAUCAUCAUACAGAACAAGCUGAGCUUUACGAGGAUUGAGUAUGUGUUUGAUGGCGUCAUGGUUCUGUUGUUACUUUUUCUCCCACUGGUCGUAGUUUUCAGGGAGGAACUGUACCUCUGGAGAGCCAAAAAGCAAGCCUUGACCAGUACUUCUGGAGUGGUAGUCGUCGCUGAAGCUCCCCCUCCAAUGUCGGAACCACCUCAGCCACAGCUAGAAUCUUCCACCACGACCUCCAAGCCAGAGAAGGAAAGUUCUUGUUUUAGCAACACUUUUAAACCGCCAAAGAGGGGAGAGGACUAUACCAUAUUGCAAGCUAUCUUCAGCAUCGACAUGCUGGUUCUGUUCACUGCCUCCACUUUUAGUGUCGGUGGAACUUUAACUGCCAUUGACAACUUGGGACAAAUAGCAAAAUCGUUGGGAUAUCCGAAUAAGAGCACCUCGACGUUUGUGUCCUUGGUGAGCAUAUGGAACUAUCUGGGACGAGUAGUCUCUGGUUUCACCUCUGAAAUCUUCUUGACCAAAUACAAAUUCCCUCGUCCUUUGAUGCUCUCUCUAAUUAUGCUUCUGUCUUGCGUCGGACAUCUUCUAAUUGCCUUUGGGGUCCCCAAUUCUCUUUACUUCUCUUCCGUGAUUGCCGGGUUUUGCUUCGGAGCACAAUGGCCACUGAUAUUCGCCAUCAUAUCUGAAAUAUUCGGCCUCAAGUAUUACUCCACUCUGCUCAAUAUGGGGGCGGUGGCGAGCCCUGUGGGAGCUUACAUCCUGAACGUGAAAGUGACAGGUUCUUUAUACGACAAGGAGGCGUUGAAACAGUUGCAGGCAAAGGGACUCACAAGGAAAAAAGGGGAAGAUUUAAGUUGCAUCGGAGUUCACUGCUACCGGAUGGCCUUUCUAAUAAUCACAGCAUCGGCGUUUAUAGGGUGUUUGAUUUCUAUCAUAUUGGUAAUCAGGACCAGAAAAUUUUACAAAGGCGACAUGUACAGUAAGUACGGAAUAGAAGUACAGCCUGUGACAACAGCGGGGCCGACAAGUGGCUCUGUUUCCUUAGAGACAGAAUCUCAUGCAAAUGCAACCUUCAGCGCCACCACAAGCGGCGAAGGAGAUUCCGAUAAAAACAGUAGAACGUGAAGGGGGUGGAAUAUAUAGCGCUUAUCUGAUGUUUUGUAUGUUACGAAUUAGAAUAUCUGAUCACUUGUCUCUUGUAGCCAUGAUUGAAGUAUAUGAAUAAUAGAAAAAUGUUUGGCAGCUUGAUCAAACAGUUUACUUUA